GCGCGGACCAGAAAGGGCUCAGCUGUGAGCACGGGCGUUGGCCACUUUUUCGCAAGUUUUUAUUUAUUUUUAACUCAAAAAGAAAUUCCAUUUCGAAUAAUCGUGAACGAAAUAACCGAAAAGAAGUCUUCAGCUUCCAAGAAAGACGUAAGGAGUGAACCCAACUAAAUAUUCGCGAAAGUGUAAACUGAAGUAACAAGAUGUCUCGCAUCCGUGUUGCUGUCAUUGGUGCUGGGCCUGCAGGUUUGUGCGCUGCUCGCCAUCUUGCUGCUGACAGCGCCCAUUUUGAAUUUCAAGUGUUUGAACAAGCGGGAGAAGUUGGCGGCACGUGGUGUUACACGGAGUUUACGGAAACUGAUGAAUAUGGCGUCCCUAUACAUUCCAGCAUGUAUAGAAACCUAAAGACGAAUAUUCCUAAGGAAAUAAUGCCGUUUCCUGAUUUUCCAUUUCACGAGACAGAAACCUCUUUCGUGCAUCACACCGAAGUUCUCAAGUACCUCAAAGGAUACGCUGAGCAUCGCGACUUAUACAAACACAUCAGACUUCGAACUGUCGUAAAUAAGGUGACACCCGUUCCUGUUGACGGUGGGAGAACGUCGUGGUCAGUCUCGAUUCAAGACCUGGAGACGAAGAAGCGAGAGGAACUGGAAUUUGAUGCUGUGAUGGUCUGCAAUGGGCAUUACUGUGCACCGUACAUACCAGAAAUUGAGGGAAUCGACGAAUUCAGAGGAUCGAUCCAACACAGCAAAGCCUACCGAUCGCCCGAAGCGUUCAGAAAUCUCCGCGUCGUUGUCCUAGGAGCGGCCUCCUCUGGGGCAGACAUCGGGAUGGAGUUGUCGGAGGUAGCGGGCGAGGUUUAUAUUAGCCAUAAUUUACCCGAACCUCUGUUGUACUUACCAUCAAACGUAAAACAAGUACCAGGAAUCAAAUCGGCCUCCAGGGAAGGAUUCACUUUCCACGAUGAUUCCACUGCAGAAGCUGACGCUCUGAUUUAUUGCACAGGCUACAGGUUCGAGUUCCCUUUUCUGACUCCGGAGUGCAAGGUUCGAACUGAGGGCCGCCGAGUCAUGCCCCUCUACAAGCACCUGAUUCACACCGAACUUCCGAGUAUUUGUUUCGUGGGUUUGCCCUUCAAGGUUCUACCUUUCCCGCUGUUCCAUUUUCAGAUACAAUAUUUUAUGAGGACCUUGGAUGGUUCCAUCAAACUGCCCAGUAAGGAAGAAAUGGACGAGGAGGCGGACAGGGAUUUUCAGAAACGACUUGCCUUGGAUAUGCCUCCGUCUUGCGCACACGAAAUGGGAUCUUUGCAGUGGGACUAUUUCGCAGAGUUGGCCGACUGCAUUGGACUCAAAAGGCUUCCACCCGUGGUGAGAAUGGUGUACGAUUUUGUGGCUGACCGGAGAAAGGAGGACCUCGUGCACUAUAAAACUGAGAGCUACACCGUGUUAGACCACGGACAUUUCGAGAAUAAACACGUGUCGCCUUGAGAAUCGAGCGAAGGCAAACGAAAUUAACUUUUGCGAAAUGCAGAAACAGAUAUAUGCCCUGUAUUUGUACUGUCAGCGAAAUCCGAAGGGGUCCAUAUUUAUUACGUCUUAUCAUAAGUACUCCUGCGAUUAAUAUUUGCUUUGAGAUAGAAAAAUAUAGACCAUCCUCCUUUCACGAAAAUUACAAAAUUUGUUAUGAAAUGGGAGAAAUUUUAACUAGGUUUUAAAUAAAAUAAUAAAAAGCCCAUUAAUAUUAUACGCCCUAGCCCAUUUUCAUCCGUCACGAAUAUGUAACGGUUGAUUCGGAACCUUGCUGAUACCUUAUCUUCACUCAAAACGAGCCGCUUAAUAACCACCCCGGUGAACGUCUCUUGGGUUUCGUGGACUGGAUUCGCGCGGAGUCCGCUGGCCGUUGUACAUCCCGAAGAACGGAGACAGAUCGUGACUCGUGCCCGCCACUGCCGACCAAAUACGGGGGCCGUGCAAGCGAUUCGAGGGUAUAGCUCGAGGCUACGGGUACAGGACAUGGGAAAUUCGUAAAUGUUCGUGAUUCUGAGCUAAUAUUGAAUGAUUUUGGAAAAUAAAAACUUUUGAAAAAUUGCUCAAUUCCUUAUACGCGGGAGCAUAGAUUAUUAUGCUGUGCGAAUGUGUGAAAGGUUAUCUACAAAAGAAAAUCUGAAGGAAGUACAAAAUAAACUGGCCUCCAUAUUAAUAUUUUAAAAUGUUAUCUCACUAUGAUAUUUUAUUGCAUAUAUACAACAUCUCUUGCCAGGUGUAAGUACAGUCUGAGCACAGCAAAAGAAUGUCACGCACAAUACCAACAUACACAAAAUGAAACAUUCAUUUUCGUGAAUAUUUUUAAGUGUUCAACGAAAUCCUUUAUUCAGAAUCGUAUGCGCUUACAACUACGUGUUGGUAUCUUAUGUACAAUAUCAUUUAUAUUACAGUAUGUACAAAAAUAAAUUACACUGUUAUACAAA
Zootermopsis nevadensis is the source of this 2467-nucleotide messenger RNA. RefSeq lists its product as uncharacterized. Gene Ontology annotation, molecular function: N,N-dimethylaniline monooxygenase activity; NADP binding; flavin adenine dinucleotide binding. The record is from RefSeq and is a predicted model, not a curated record. NCBI's taxonomy places the organism in Eukaryota, Metazoa, Arthropoda, Insecta, Blattodea, Termopsidae.